GUGGCCCGGAACAGCAUGGCUGCUACAAUUCGCCUGCCGAAGCACGACCUUCUGCAGGCGCUGCGGUGUUCGGUGUAUCUUGGGGUGGGAGGCUCAGGCUCCACGUGCUGCCGCUGCCCUCUCGGAGCUAAAAGAUACCUACUUACAGAUAGUAUUGUGAAAUUGGAAGAAUUUCAGCACAAGAAGGUGGCUAUUGCAUAUCAUCUUCCUGGCACCAAAGCAACCUAUCUGAGAAAUAUGGAAGAGAAAUUGACUCAGAAUAAGCUCAUCUUGAAGGAGGAGUUGAAAACCUUGCUUCAUUUGUGCAAUUCCAGGGAUGAUAUGGAACUGGUUAAAAAUGUCAUUUACAGGUACCAUGCAGAGAACAGAAACGUGACUUUCGGAACGUAUAAAUUUGGACCACUUUUUAUGAGAUUGUGCUAUGAGUUGGAUCUUGAGGAAUCUGCAGUGGAACUCAUCAAAGACCAGCAUUUACGAGGUUUCUUCUCAGACUCCGCAUCAUUCAAUAUUUUGAUGGAUAUGUUAUUUAUCAAAGGCAAAUAUUCAAGUGCAUUGGAAGUACUGAUAGAGAUGAAAAACCAAGAUGUGAAGUUCAACAAAGAUACCUAUGUCCUUGCUUUUGCGAUUUGCUACAAACUGAAUAGCCCUGAAUCUUUAAAAAUCUGUACUACAUUAAGAGAAGAAGCCCUGAUCAAAGGAGAAGUCCUCUCCAGGAGAGCAUCCUGUUUUGCUGUGGCAUUAGCUCUUAAUCAGAACCAGGUGGCAAAAGCGAUAUCCAUUUUUUCCCAAAUCAUGAAGCAAGAAAACAUACUGUGCACUAAUUUAAAUAUUUUGAUUCAUAUCCAGGCAAAUAUGUUGAAAACCCUCAUAGAGAUACUAAAGGAUGCAGCAGAAGGAAGUUUAUCAAAAUUUGUGAGAAGACAAGAGUUCUCAGAAGAAGUGGUGUAAAACAUCUGGAAAGAUAGGAGGAAACAAAGAUAACCAGCACACCAUUGCUACUUUAACUAGCAUAUCUCCUGAAUCCGUAUUGAAGAUUCUGAGAUAAACAGGUAAGAGGAGUCCCCAUGUCUCUGAGUUAAAGUUUUGAUAGGUAAACCCAGCUAGAGCAGGUUGGGUGUGAUUUUGCCUUUCUCACAUUUCAAUGGACUAAUGCCUUAUGAUUUUUUUUUUUCCUCCUGAAUUCUACUUCCUCUUUCUUCUUUCUCUGUUCUUCUAUUUUGUGUCUUCCCCAUCAUUUUAUUCAUGCUUCUCCUUUGAAAAAAAUAUUUUAGAUCCCUUUUUUUGGGCUCUUUGGUGACAGAGUCUAGCUUCCUGUGUCCUCACUCUUUCACUCACUGACUCAGAGUGGAGGCUGCUUUACUGGAACUUAGGAGAAACCUCAGGUUCAUUUUCAGUCCUGCUUUCUCCCUAGCAUAAAGUUCUAAUUUCAAGGGAGAAGUUCUGAAUGGGCCGUAUUGAGAAAAGCAAGCAAUAAGCCUAAAAACUCAUGCUCUUCACCAACUCCUCCUGGGCUAUAUUCUGUAGAAAGGCAACAAAACCAUCUGAAGCUGCCCAUUUGCUCCCCAAAUACAACUCCCAUGCCCGGAGUCUUAUGCAGCCUUCAACGUGAGUUAAGUCCCUCAAAGUAGGGCAUCAGCAAGAUUCACCAGCUAAAAUUUUCUUUAACUGGAACCCAAGGUACAUUACAAUUUUCUCAGUUUGUUCAACAGAGAAUAUUUGGCAAGUGUCCGUUUUCCUGGAAAACAGGAUGGAUUAGAAGUAACACAAUGUGUGUGCCAGUUCAACAUUUCCAAACCUAAUAUUCAUAUACCUACUAACAACUCUGAAAUUCAGAUCCAAGUGUAAAGUCCAACUCUGGGACUACAUCCUCCAUCCUCUGUUACAGCUUGGAAGAUGGUUAUUAGCACAAAAUUAAUAUUAUUCCAUCAUUUUCAUCUUUAUUGUUUUAAGCUGAGGUACCCAAAUUACAUUCAUCCAUGGCAACUAGGAGUUGGUCUGAUUUGCUCAUUCUUAGAAAGUGAUAAAUGAAUAGAAGAUGCUCAAUCAGACCAGUGGGUAGAAAGUCAGACUGUCUGUGCAUGAGAUUAGGGGAACUCGUACACCUAAUGAAGACAACAAUGGGAAAAGAAUGAACCACGAUGCUCAUUAUGACUCAGUUGACAACACUUUUAGGUAAAGUCCAUACUGUUUGGAAAGCACAUUUUCAUCCCUGGUGUCAAAACCUCCAAAAGCACAUAGAAAAGUAAAAAAUGCUGGCCUAUGAUAAGUUUGUCGAGGGUUGUUUUGGAAAGCCCUGCAGUAUUUAAUGAAAAUGAAAAUGCAUUUCAUUUCUUCAUCUUGUCUAUCAGAAUCCCUGUCCAAAACAAUCAGUAAAAAGGAAGGAAGACCAGCUAACAAAGAGGGAGCCCAUAGCUGGAUUUGUUCCCAUCAGAUCCAAAAAAACCAACCACAUCAAGUUGCUAAAGAGAUUUACCCACUGACAAUGACAAUAGCACAGCAGCAUUUGUAUCAUAUUCCCCACAGUUACUAGGCUGUUGUGGCUCAGAUUUUGAGAAAUUUAACCUGCAUGUAAAUGUGUGACAGGGCUUUCCUGACAACCUGUAGUUCAACAAAGAACAGGAAGUGAAACUGUCAUUAUCACCACAAGGUUUCUUUUACACAAGUUUUCAUAACUUAAGAGAGGCACCUUGCUGCUUACUCUCUGCCCUGUUUCCUUCAUCUGUACUCCUCUGCCUUACCUCAACAUGAAGAAAAGGAAGUGCUUGUUUGAGGGGUGAAAGGUCUUGGGAAUUG
Messenger RNA from Lontra canadensis (Northern American river otter), 2793 nucleotides. RefSeq names its product pentatricopeptide repeat domain 2 (gene PTCD2). The record is from RefSeq and is a predicted model, not a curated record. The coding region runs from base 16 to 948 and encodes 310 amino acids. Gene Ontology annotation, molecular function: protein binding; RNA binding. Gene Ontology annotation, cellular component: mitochondrion. NCBI's taxonomy places the organism in Eukaryota, Metazoa, Chordata, Mammalia, Carnivora, Mustelidae. The transcript has 10 exons. Gene Ontology annotation, biological process: regulation of mRNA processing; mitochondrion organization; multicellular organism development.